AUGGCUCUUCCGUGGGUUCAAGAGCUCCAUUUCGCUCACCUGAAAAUCUCUCUGACCAUCGAUGGCAUUGUUCCUGUCAUGCCCUCAAGCUCCAUUCCUGCUAGCCCUGGCGACAGCCUUUACCUCUCUAACCUCGACGACAUGAUCGGAGCACGCGUCUUCACCCCUACAAUAUAUUUUUAUCAGUCAGGUAACAUAAAUUCCAGCCAAAAACCUGUCAUGAAAAUACUAGGUGAUGCUCUUGCACAAGUCCUAGUCCCUUACUAUCCUUUAUCAGGCCGGCUUAGAGAGACCGAAAAUGGUAAGCUCGAAGUGUUUUUUGGACCUAAACAAGGGGCGCUCAUGGUGGAGGCACACUCUGAAAUGGCGUUGGCAGAUUUAGGAGACCUCACAGUGCCGAACCCUGGUUGGGAACCGUUGAUCUUCAAGUUCCCUGAUGAGGAGCCGUACAAAGUUCUUGACAUGCCAUUGGUCAUAGCUCAGGUAACUGUUUUUAGAUGUGGUGGGUUUAGCCUAGGCUUGAGGCUCUGCCAUUGUAUUUGUGAUGGAAUUGGUGCCAUGCAAUUUGUUGGGGCAUGGGCUGCCACAGCAAAGGCAGGGACCUUGAUAACAAACCCUCAGCCAUGUUGGGAGAGGGAACUCUUUCUGCCUCGCAACCCUCCGGUGGCGAAAUUCCGACAUGUCGAGUUUAUGAGAAUUGAAGAGGGGUCGAGCCUAACAAUGAGUCUUUGGCAAACCAAGCCUGUUCAGAAGUGUUACCGGGUUAGCCGUGAGUUCCAAUCUCAUCUGAAAAAUCUGGCUCAGCCGGAUGAUGAUGCUUUUUCAUGCACUACCUUUGAUGCUAUGGCUGCUCAUAUAUGGAGGUCAUGGGUGAGAGCACUUGAUGUAAAACCACUAAACUAUGAGCUUCGGCUUACAUUUUCCGUAAAUGCUCGCCAGAAGCUGCAAAACCCGCCAUUAAAAGACGGGUUUUACGGCAACGUGCUGUGCGUGGCAUGCGCAACAAGCACCGUCUCAAAGCUUGUAAAUGGACGGCUUUCUGACACCACCCGUUUAGUUCGCGAAGCAAGACUUAAUGUUUCAGAUGAGUAUUUGAAGUCUACGGUGGAUUUCAUUCAGGUGGACAGGCCAAAACAACUUGAAUUUGGAGGAAAAUUGACAAUUACUCAAUGGACUAGAUUUUCCAUAUACGAGUGUGCAGAUUUUGGGUGGGCAAGGCCAAUAUAUGCCGGUCCUAUAGAUCUGACUCCCACACCUCAAGUUUGUGUGUUCCUUCCAGAAGGAAAUGCUGAUCUUAAUGGGACAAUGGUGAUGUGCAUUUGCCUGCCAGAGGCCGUUACUGAUAAGUUUACAGAGUAUUUUGUGUCUCAUAUAUAG
Corylus avellana is the source of this 1377-nucleotide messenger RNA. Its product is annotated as HXXXD-type acyl-transferase family protein. Lineage: Eukaryota; Viridiplantae; Streptophyta; Magnoliopsida; Fagales; Betulaceae. The record is from RefSeq and is a predicted model, not a curated record. Gene Ontology annotation, molecular function: acyltransferase activity, transferring groups other than amino-acyl groups.